Messenger RNA from Myotis daubentonii (Daubenton's bat), 5540 nucleotides. It is a transcript of the gene ACP2, whose product is annotated as acid phosphatase 2, lysosomal. The record is from RefSeq and is a predicted model, not a curated record. Lineage: Eukaryota; Metazoa; Chordata; Mammalia; Chiroptera; Vespertilionidae. Gene Ontology annotation, molecular function: acid phosphatase activity. Gene Ontology annotation, cellular component: lysosome. Gene Ontology annotation, biological process: lysosome organization; dephosphorylation.
AGCCGUGAGACCAAACUGGAUGCACUGGGACCCUGAAGGCCAAUGCCAAGAGGGCCUCGGAUUCUGCCACAACCCCACCUACUCCCACUUGAUGAUAACGGUGAUGGCGGGCGGACUGUUUGGUUGGAGCCGAGCGGCUCUUCUCCAGCUCCUUCUUGGCGUGAACCUGAUGGUGAUGCCUCCCAUCCAGGCCCGGACUCUGCGCUUCGUUACCUUGCUGUACCGACAUGGAGACCGGACACCAGUGAAGACAUUUCCCAAGGACCCCUAUCAGGAAGAUGAAUGGCCUCAAGGGUUUGGUCAGCUCACUAAGGAGGGGAUGCUACAGCACUGGGAGCUGGGCCAGGCCCUGCGGCAGCGCUACCGUGGCUUUCUCAACACUUCUUACCACCCACAAGAGGUUUAUGUGCGAAGCACUGACUUUGACCGUACUCUCAUGAGUGCUGAGGCCAACCUGGCUGGACUUUUCCCUCCCAAUGGGAUGCAGCGUUUCAAUCCAAACAUCUCUUGGCAGCCUAUUCCCGUCCACACUGUGCCCAUUGCUGAGGACAGGCUGCUGAAGUUCCCAUUGGGCCCGUGUCCCCGUUACGAGCAGCUGCAGAACGAGACCCGGCAGACACCAGAGUAUCAGAAUGAGAGUAUUCAGAAUGCACAAUUUCUGGAUAUGGUGGCCAACGAGACAGGACUUACGGACUUGACACUGGAGAGCAUCUGGAAUGUCUAUGACACACUUUUCUGUGAGAGAACACAUGGGCUGGUCCUGCCGCCCUGGGCCUCGCCCCAAGCCAUGCAGCGCCUGAGCCGGCUGAAGGACUUCAGCUUCCGCUUCCUCUUCGGGAUCUACGAGCAGGCAGAGAAGGCCCGGCUUCAGGGGGGAGUCCUGCUGGCUCAGAUACGGAAGAACCUGACACUGAUGGCAACCUCCUCCUCCCACCUCCCUAAGCUGCUGGUUUACUCCGCGCAUGAUACCACCCUGGUUGCUCUGCAAAUGGCAUUGUAUGUCUACAAUGGUGAACAAGCCCCCUACGCCUCCUGCCAUAUAUUUGAACUGUACCAGGAAGACAAUGGGAAUUUCUCAGUGGAGAUGUACUUUCGGAAUGAGAGUAACAAGGCCCCCUGGCCACUGAGCCUGCCUGGCUGCCCUCACCGCUGCCCACUGCAGGACUUCCUGCGUCUCACAGAGCCUGUUGUGCCCAAGGACUGGCAGCAGGAGUGCCAGCUGGCAAGUGGUCCUGCAGACACAGAGGUGAUCGUGGCCUUGGCUGUAUGUGGCUCCAUCCUUUUUCUUCUCAUAGUGCUGCUACUCACCGUCCUCUUCCGGAUGCAGGCGCAGCCUCCCGGCUACCGCCACGUUGCAGACGUGGAGGAUCACGCCUGACAACCACUCAGCCCCCUUCCCUCUGCCUCUUAGGGGAGGUGGGCUUGGCCCUCACUCCUGACUGUUGCUGCUCCCAAGCCCAUGGGCAGGAGACCCUGGGUUGGGCCUUCCUCUGAUUACCCCAACCUAGACGAACAAGUGGGACUCGGCUUGGCCCAUGGCACCUGCCACUCAAUAUUCACGUGCCCGAUGUUUCCCAAGUACUGUGUUGGAUGUUGGCUCUCUCCAAAUAGGAUUUGCCUUCUCCAUGCUCCCGAAGGACCUGAUAUGUAGACAAGGUUUAAAGUUUCACUCAGGACCUGGGAUAAAAAACUGAAGGAGUGGUGCUUCAUCUGCCUUGCCCCCCAGUCAAGACCUGCUCUCUCCUCCAGCCCGGAGUCUUUGGCAAAUGGCUCAGAAGACGCAAUUUUGCCUGUCAGUGCUUAUUUUACUGGGAAAAACUGCAUAACAUUGGGGACACGAACACUGGCCACCAAGGAACCAAAUCACCCAACAGCCAGCCAGUCAAGUUUCCCUUCUCCAGCUGAAGCUACCAUGAGUCAGACAUACUGCCUCAGGCAUCCUGCUUAGCCUGUAGCCUGAGUAGGUCCGAAAGGUGUCUGUACUUGGGAGGGAGUUGAGGGCGGUGGGAGGAGAGUGAGGGGUGGGACAGUCAUGAAACUACUACCCGCCUCUGCUGGGCUGGGGUCUCCAGGGAUGUGAGGUAAACGCAGGUUGUAAGCUGGACAGCUGUUGACUAUGGCCCACAAUAGGGCUGAGGUAGCUUGAGAAAAAGGAAAAUUUUGGACUCUUAGUGCUGUUUCUGUGCCUGUUCUUCGUUCUGGAGACCCAGGAGUGCUUUGACCAGGUCAACGUUGCAAGAGUCACUCAGAAGCUCUUUGGGUAUAUAUAGUUUUAUUGGCCAUGUCAAUAGUGAGCACAAAUACAAAACCACCACCUGAUCACUCUGCCACCACACGUCAGGGAGGAGAAAAGCCCCUUGGCUCCAGGAGGAGCUUGGUUCCAAGCUCAAUGUAGCAGGGAGCCUGGGGGAGCUGUGUCGCCAACUCUGGGUAAGUUUCGGAGCUAAGUCCAGAGCAGUAACAUAGCCAGUGUCCCAGCCUUACAGUAUCCCAUGCCACAGCAUCCUCGCUCCAGCCCUAAGACUUGGAUACCUUGGUCCUUUAACACAUAGCUGCCUCUUCUCACAGGACUUGUUCUCAUGUGGCUCCAAGUCCUUGUUUGGCCCACACCUUCAUUAUUGCCUCUCAUUUCCAUAUCCCAGCUUUCUCCUGGCUCCAAAUGAGAACGUGAUAACCUAGGAUGAAUAACACUAGUUUGACUCACCGUCUGUUAUCUGUCUCUCAGAGCUUGGGGCUGGCCCAGGGAGCCUAGAACUUGGUAAGGAAAUACUAGGGAAUUGGACAACAGCCAGGCAUUACCAAGACCAAGACCAAACAAGGGUGGAGGGCCUAGGCCAAAUAGACCACUGUCCCCUGGCUAUCUUCUUCACUGACUGCUACCUUCGGUGAAUGUGGCAGGGCUAAGCUGAGGUUAGCUUGCACUGAACCUUGGGAAGUAGGGUCAGGCUUCAGAUAACAACCUACUUCACUCACCCAUCAGAGAGGCCAGUGUGUCCCCCAUAGGAUUGAACUCAUUGAGCUGCAGAGACAAGGGGAUAAGCAUGAGGAGGGGGUGAAGGUAUUACUUCUGGUCAUUUUUGCUCAAUAAGGUAGGUUGAAUCCCUGCUUCCUCCCAUCAUUAUUUGAGGGCCCAAGUCUCACCGAAAUGAUACCAGAAGAUUCUGAGUCAUAGAGCUGAUGCAUCAACUUCCCUGAGCUUCCAUCAAACACAUCGAUUGUCCUUAAUUCAUGGGGGAAACAACUUUUGAAAUUAGGAUCUGGGUAUCUGCCCACAACAAUGAGGUUGUACCGUGGAUGCCAGGAUGCCUAGGAGAUGGAAAGGCUGGUCAUGAGAGUAAAUGCAGAAUACUAUCAAGAGGGUUCAUAAGUAUUCUUUGCCAUUAACAAUUGUUAAUACAGUUGUCAACGAUUUAAUAAUGGAGAUAAGAUCUAUAUAAAACUACAAGAAUAGUUUUCAAUUGCGUAUACAUCUACCAAUGUCAAUUUUAAACUCCAAGCUGGCCCCCCUGGCCCUUAGGACACCUUCAGGCUUUCUCUCUUGCAUUUGCUGAGAUCAUACCAACUGACAAAUGUUUUAACAUCAGCUUGAUGCAGACAUUAACCAAAGAGUAAGCCUACAACAAAGGAACAAGCUUCUGGUAACCAAAACCAAAUUGGACAUAUGUUCUGAAGUAACCCCACUACUAUCUCCUCUAUCAGCUUCAAUGACAAAGAGUUGAGUAGAAAAUGCUAGUGUCUGGAAAGAGGAGGAAACCUUUGCUCCCCAGAUUAUCCCUCUCAAAACAAAUCCGACAGUGAUUGGAAUGACAGAUCGGAUGGGAUUUUCCUAAGAAACUUCUCACAGAAGUUUUGAAGGAGGAAAGACAUGGUAAGCAGGAAGGAAGAAGGGGUACAUGCAAAGGCUUAGAAAUAAGUCACAAACCAGUCACACCUGGGAAGCUGUAGUGGGCUUCACUGGAUACAAAGUGAAGAUGCCAAUGGGAACACGAACGGGUGAAGGAUCUGAUGCCAUUAGAACUUGGAUUUGAUUUGAGGUGCGUGGGGGCCGCUCUAAUACUAAAUCAUCCUUGUGUACUGAGUAGGCCUGGCGCCGUGUGCUCGAAGUGCACUGACUCAGCUUCACAGCAACCCCGUCAGUUAGAAACCAGUAUUCCCUUUAUAGACAAGGAAACUGGAACCUAAAAUUGAAGUAAUUUUCCCAAGAUCCUAACCCAGAGGGGUCUGCCUGCCAGAGCUGGUGCCCCUCCCCAUUGACCGAAGUACAGGCAUGAAACCUGGAGAUUUGAAGAGAAACUGCGUAGGGGCUUGGGCAGGAAGGAAUCACAGGACGUGAAGACUGUAAGCCAUGGGUGCCGAGGCCAGAGAAGCCGCUAACGAAAAAGCUAAGGGUAGCGUGUAGAUCAACCGUACACACGGAACAAACUGAAGGCAGAACAGAAGGCCAGGAUUUUAGAAAACGCCAUCUGAGGAGAUCAGGGCUGGGUUGAAAAAACUUUGGAAAAUAGCUUAUCAGAGACAAAAGAAAACCCAGCACAGCGGGAUUGCAGAAGUGGGACAAACGGAGCAGGGAGAGCCAGGGGAUGAGACUACUUUGUGUCAGGGCAGGAAGAGAUCUGGGAGGAAAGGCUUCUGGAAUCUGUCCUCCCCCUGCUCCCCGCCUUGGGCAGACCCGACCUGUCUCCGUGAUCCCAGUGCUUUACUCCCUCACUUACCUUGAUGGGUGUCAGGUGCUGGAAGUGGCGGUGAGGAUGUGGGAUCAGGCUUGGGGGGCUGUCCCACUGGGAGGCAGAAUAAACCCGGAUCUCACUCUUCUGGUCGGUGGUCAGGAGCUGGGCUCCAUCAGGACUGAAAUGAGCUGGCAAGUGACAAGUCCCUGAGCUGAAGGGCCUUCUCUUGCAGGGACCCCUCCCUCCCACUCCCUGACAGACAGGGCUGGAAGGGAGGAGGUACAUCUGGGCUCUGAACAAAAACAUUCUAGAACUCAGCAGCUGACGAGGGCAGCUGAAGUCAGAAAGGUUCGCUGUCGGGGGUAAAGGUUUGACCUAGCGGCUUCUAAACUUUGAGGGCAAACCCCAGGAGCGGUGGGGUAGGUAGGGCCUAAGGAGGGAUGAGUAUAUCACACCUGCGUUGACAGGAUGACUGUGUGGCAGUGAGUAGAGGAAGCUGGAUUUCCCUUUAACCUGGCGCAGGUCCCAGAUUUUCACUGUUUGAUCUACAGAGGCUGUGGCCAGGAACCAAUCACAGCAUGGGUUCAGGGCUGUAUGGGUCACUUUCUUUUUGUGCAAUCUCAGGUUCCACAGCUGCAGAGAAAAGCGGUUCAGGUGGGGGCAGAGGCAAGGGAGGGGCAGGGAGGACCGGGCUCUGAGAACGCACCUCCCUGCCGUCCAUGUUCAGCAGGAUCACGUUCCCCACAUUGUCUCCUGUGACCACCACUCGGCUUUUCUCGGACACAUCCAGGCUGCAAAACCAGAAGCUGGAGGGAGAGACCUUGCUGUAAGGUUCUUGGGGACAGAGGCAAGGUCCAUUUAUUUAUUUAUUUA